UGCAAGCCGCACUGCCAUUCGCGGCAUAUGGCUGUCAAUCACUGGGUCCUGGACAUUAAUUACUCGCCAUCUCCCGGUGAUUUCCGAAAGAUCUCCGAUGGGGAGGAGGACUGUUUUGUUUACUAACAGUUCUCCUCCCUGUCAGCUCGGGCACACUGCUCUGGAUGACUAGCAGUGUGAUUACAGUGAAGCACACUGACACGGCCCCCUGGUAAAACACUCCUUGCACACAGUUAACCCUUUGAAUGCCCCUCAUGUUAACCCCUUUCUGCCCAGUGCCAUUAAUACAGUGUCAGUGCUUUUUUUUAGCACUGAUCACUGUAUUGGUGUCACUGGGGAUGUCAGUGACACCAACUCAGUUCCCCCCAGUGUCAGAAUGUCUGUCACAGUCCCGCUAUAAGUCGCUG
This is a messenger RNA of Staurois parvus, 407 nucleotides long. NCBI's taxonomy places the organism in Eukaryota, Metazoa, Chordata, Amphibia, Anura, Ranidae. The record is from the annotation of a GenBank genome assembly.